Molecule: messenger RNA, 2677 nt
Organism: Verruconis gallopava
Lineage: Eukaryota; Fungi; Ascomycota; Dothideomycetes; Venturiales; Sympoventuriaceae
Exons: 2
Coding region: 807-1952 (381 amino acids)
Biological process (GO): regulation of transcription by RNA polymerase II
Cellular component (GO): nucleus
Molecular function (GO): DNA-binding transcription factor activity, RNA polymerase II-specific; RNA polymerase II cis-regulatory region sequence-specific DNA binding
Source: RefSeq, a predicted model, not a curated record
GUCAAAUUCUCGGUCGACGUUCAGAGCGCUCGCUGAGUCUGCCAGCGAAACAGCAGACGUACUUCCUUUUGCACAAAUAUCUGCACUGCCCUCCCCACCCCCGCCCCUCUGACCGUCAUUGAUCUUCACAUACAUCUUCCCAGCCGUUGCCUCUGAUCCACCCUUUCGUUUCAGACGGUGCGCCCGCCAGCAAUUUACCUCUGAACAUCACUUCCUGCCGUAUGCGCUGGAGCCUCAAAUCAUUUCCGCAACAGUCGCCAGAUCCCAGCCGCUGACCGAAUCAUCCUCCGCCGCCCGAACCUGUCAAGUUCGCUCUCCCACUCGUCUGAGCCGGGGAGGGCCUGAGAAUCCGACCUUUCUUGUUGUUGGCUUGCCAGCGUCACGGGCGCCGACGCCAGAAUCGCAACCAGCGGUCGCCACGCCUGUGGGAUAUACUCCACGCAUCCCAUAGUCGUUCCCCCCCUUGGAGCCAAAACCACGGAUCACGUUGUCUGUGUCACCUCGCGCUGGACGAUCUGCGACCUGCAGCACUUGUUAGCUUUUCCUUCCUCGGUAGCCGUCAGCAGCGUAUCUUACACGCCGUGAUCCUCGACGGCUUCUUAAAGCGCGCUGAUCCCGCCCAUCGUCCGACCUGAUCGACUUUCCCCACGUUCCGGAUUGUUUCUGGCGUUGAAUCCUCCGUGAUACCUUGACUAUCACUCCAAAACUUUCUCAUCCCAAUCGUUUACCACCACCGCCGCCGCCGCCGCCGCCGCGCCGUCGUGGUCUCUCUUUUGAAAACCCCGCCUUGCUGUCACUCUUCCAUCAUGGCAAUGGCUGUCGAUAGUCGAAACCAGCAGUCUCACCUAAAUCUACCUGGGUACGACGGUCUUCGCUACCAGCACGUCCCUCAGUUCACCAACCCGUGGUCGGCGGCAACCAGUGCGCCUCAGUCGCACAUGUACGCUCCUUCGUCCGUUGCUCCGUCCAGCGGCUUGGAUGCCUCGCAGCAAGCCCAGAGGCCAACGACACUGCCAAUGCCAGCUUAUGGAGUUCCAGUGACCGCUUCUACGGUACCAGGCGCAGGUAGCACACCCUCAGGACCUUUCUACGAUGUACAGAAUGGAAUUGACAUGUCCCAAGAUUUGCUCAACGCUCCUCGUUCGUACGGUGCUCAGUAUUCCACGGCGGGCGCCAGCACAAGCUAUGCUCAGACAUCAGCGCCUGGCUACCCAAUGGAUUACGCCAGCAGCAAGAGUCCGGCGGCAUACCAGCAAUCGUUCGAAAGGCGAUCAUCUCACCCGUCAGUAUCCUCCGAGGCCCUUCUGGAUCCGCAGUUAGAUCCCUAUCGCCGGAACUCUUUGAUUGACAUGGACAGAUUGAACACGCAAACAACAGCGGCACAACGCACCAGCUUCAGCGACGCCGUCGACGCCAGCAGAGGAAUGGUGUCACUCAGCCAAAGCGACAUCACGCCGCGAAACAUCUACGAUGUUCGAAAUGCCAGCCGAAGCUCGACUGAUUCGUACGGCUUCCCCUCGACGCAUUCUUCGCACUCGUCCAUCUCGUCUGCAAGCACCUAUCCGUCGUCCUACGGCUACAAUCCGUCCGUAGCAGGCUCAGACAUCUCCGACUACAGCUCUGCGUCCGAAUCCGUGGACGUGAACUCGAGGACCUUGCCCCGUCCGACCAACUUCCCAGGAACAGCACCACCCCCUCAGUCUAUGAUGGGCCAGUUCAGUUCCAAGGUUUCGUCCAGCUCGCAGAAGAAGCACAAGUGCAAGAUUUGCGACAAACGGUUCACGCGGCCGAGCUCGUUGCAAACGCAUAUGUACAGCCAUACCGGCGAGAAGCCAUUUGCCUGCGAUGUCGAGGGCUGUGGACGCCACUUCUCCGUUGUCUCCAAUCUGCGACGACACCGCAAGGUUCACAAAGGAGAGGGUCGUGAUCAUCCUUCCCCAGAGGAUUCGUAGAUCAGCGUCUGUUGAUCUGUCACAUCACUGCCUCGGUUACCGAUAUGCGCAUAAGACAUCCCAACACGGAAGAAACAGCUGUGUUGGCUUCUUUCACUCCGAGUUUAAUUCAACGUACACCAGUCGGUUGCUUUGCGACAAAUGAACGCACGUCGUUUUGUUCACGGCAAACCCGUGGCGCAGUUCGUGCGUUGGACACGUUUGUGCUAGACGUUCGCUACUGAUACCCUGGGCUUCUGAGAGGCUGCCCUCUUUUACGAAAUGGCGUUAAUGGAGAGCAAGGACGCAAUUUUGUUUUUCCUCUUUUUUUUUUUUUUCUCUUUGAUUGACGGACAUAUUGUGCCUAAUAUUCUUGCGGGCAUUCAAGACAGAAGGCUCGCGAUACCCCAUUAUACACUGUAUUAUUAUGCUGAUCGUUUUGGAGAAAACACAUAAUGAUGUAAGGGUGGUGCGCCUUUUGCUACAGCUACGUGCUACGGUCACUAUCACUCGCUACUCAGAGAGAGCAUGCUUUGCACUCGAUAUGCUUUGCGCCCCUCCCCCUUCGUUAAGAAGGUCACGUGUACGAUAUGAAAGUUGGGUUAAGUUAGAGAGGAAAAUCAUGGAUUGAUUGCGGAUUGAUUGGACGCUACAAAAAGCAAAAGUCCACUGGCCAGGUGUGUUACGUUGUAAGCUAAGCAAAGAGAGCACUUGCAUCAGACAAUGACAGGAGCCCCGUGCUUGCC